AUGACGACAAUCCAUGUUGAGAUUAAAAACAAUACUGCUCAGCCCGGAUCGAUUCAAAUAAACAAUCUCAACCUUACCCCAGGUAUAUUCGACAUUAUGCUAGAUAAAGCGACAGAAAGAAGCUCAUGGUUAUUCAUAGUGUAUUCCCCUGAAGACAUCGAUCGACUUUGCCUCCGCGCUCUACGAUGCCCUCCUGACUCACUGGCUAUAAAAAAUCGGUUAAAGAAGAAAGACAGGCUGCUUCACGAGUCAAUCGAAUGGAUUCUACAGGACCCGCAAUAUAAAAACUGGCAAACUGGAGACAAUGUCUGUCUCCUUUGGAUCAAAGGCGGCGCUGGUAAAGGGAAGACCAUGUUAUCGAUCGGUAUUAUCGAGGAGCUCUCGCGACUGCAACACGAAUCUACUAUCGUGACUUAUUUUUUCUGUCAAAAUUCCGACUGUGAGCUCAACACCCUUAGAGCAAUUAUCACGGGUCUGAUUCUGGGAUUAAUGAAUCAACAAACCACGCUAAGACAAUCUCUACGACGUCGCUGGGAUACUAUAAACGAUCGUUUCGAGGAGGAUGUCACUUCGUGGCGAACACUAUGGAACAUCUUUAUGGAGAUGUUGGAGUGGUGCAAGUGCCAGAGGGUAUACAUAAUUGUGGAUGCUCUUGAUGAGUGCCAAAGCGACGGCAUAGCCGACUUCUUCAAACUCAUUGUCCGAAAUGGACUAGAUCGCCCAGCUAAAAUAAAGUGGAUGUUGACAAGUCGGCCAUUGGAUGAUGCAGCCCGAGAAUUGCUAACUGGACAUGAGCAAGUUCUGGUCAGCCUAGAGCUUAACUCGAAAUAUGUUUCUGAAGCUGUGAAGACUUACAUCGCUUAUAAAGUGAACGAGCUUAGUCUUCGUCACAGAUACGGAGAAACACUAAAGCGAGAAGUACAAACCGAGCUUACUGAAAAGGCGGAGGGCACAUUUUUGUGGGUAAGCUUGGUGUGUAAGCAACUCGAGCGUGUCUGCCGAGACGAUGCAUUAACCACAAUUCAAAACUUGCCACUAGGUCUAAAUCCUCUUUAUGAUAGGGUGUUGAACCAGCUUAACGAGGGAGAGCUAGAUGAUGUACAGAGGUGUAUGCGACUGCUCAAAGUGAUGAUGCUAGCAUACCGACCUCUUGGAGUGGAGGAAGUUGGCAGUGUGACUGGCCUAACCGACGAAGAGGACGCUAUUAGAACGUCAGUUAACCGAUGUGCUUCAUUCAUCAGGAUGCAAGAAAGCAAAAUCGAGUUUGUUCAUCAGUCUGCCCGAGACUACCUAGCAGGGGAAAAAGGACAAUCUAUACUCGACUCAUAUGAACACUCAGGACACGAUGACAUUGCACUGAGCUGUCUGUCUCAGUUAUCCGAGCUAAACCCCAAUCUCCUUGACCUACCACGACCUGAUUCAACCAGGGAGACUUUAGAGACGUUGAAGGACGAGAAAAGAAAUUUUUUACUGGCUAGUGUGGACUAUGCAGCUACCUUCUGGGUGCAACAUCUCAAGGACGCCAAGAAAUCCACGGUAGACAACUAUCUAGCAUUGGCGCAUCUGCAGGACGCUACACGUUUUUUGUUACGACAUUACCACACUAUGGCGAAUUGGCCAUUACAGAUCUAUAGCUCCGCUAUCAUUUUCAGUCCUGAGUCAAGCGUCAUGAGGAGGGAAAAUAAGGACAAAAUUCCCCGAUGGCUAAGAAAACUUCCUCCUAUGGAAGAUACUUGGACAUCUUUGAUCCAGACACUAGCUGGCCACUCUAGGGAUGUCAACACCGUGGUCUUCUCACCAGAUGGCAAGCAGAUCGCCUCUGGCUCUAAUGACAAGACCAUCAAGCUUUGGGAUGCGACAACGGGUGAUCUUCAGAGGACACUAGCUAGCCACUCUAAGGAUGUCAAUACCGUGGUCUUCUCACCAGAUGGCAAGCAGAUCGCCUCGGGCUCUGAUGACAAGACCAUCAAACUUUGGGAUGUCACGACGGGUGAUCUUCUGAAGACACUGACAGGCCAUUCACAGCUGGUCUGCAGUGUGGCCUUCUCGCCGGACUGCAAUCAGAUCGCGUCUGGCUCCCAGGACAAGACCAUCAAGCUUUGGGAUGCCACGACUGGCGAUCUUCAGAAGACACUAGCUGGCCACUCUAAGGAUGUCAAGACCGUGGCCUUCUCACCGGACGGCAAUCAGAUCGCGUCUGGCUCCCUGGACAAGACCAUCAAGCUUUGGGAUGCCACGACGGGUGAUGUUCAAAAGACACUGGCAGGCCAUUCACAUUGGGUCCACAGUGUGGCUUUCUCACCGGACGGCAAGCAGAUCGUAUCUGGCUCCCGGGACAAGACCGUCGGGCUUUGGGAUACCACGACGGGUGAUCUUCAGAAAACCCUGACAGGCCAUUCACACUGGGUCCACAGUGUGGCUUUCUCACCAGACGGCAAGCAGAUUGUAUCCGGCUCUCGUGAUGGUCUCAUCAAACUUUGGGAUGUCAAAACGGGUAGUUUUCAGAAGACGCUAGGAGCCCGUACAAGUUGGCUUGGUUUUCGAUAUAUCCGUGGGUAUUAUUCUACAACCAUAGAACCUAGAACUUAUGAUGCUGUCUUUUCCGUGGUCUUCUCACCGGACGGCAAGCAUAUCGCGUCUGGCUUUCGUGAAAGGACCAUCAAGCUCUGGGAUUCCACGACGGGAGAUCUUCAGAAGACACCACCAGGCCACGCAAGCCCGGUCCUUCUCGUGGCCUUCUCACCGGAUGGCAAGCAGAUCGCCUCUGUCUCUAGUGACAAGACUGUCAAGAUUUGGGAUUCCACAACGGGUGACCUUCAGAAGACAUUAACAGGCAUUGACAAAUAUUUGAAAAUCCCGACCUACGUUCAUCGCGCUGGCAUUCCUCAGCUCUUCACAAAACCCCUUAGUCGCCAUGUAUUAGAGCCAUUACAUGGUAUCAGUCUCAGAAAUCAGUGGAUAUGCUAUGAGGGAAUUCCUUUCCUUCGUCUACCCAUAGAUUUCAUACCAUUAUGUCAUGAUGUGCUUGGCGAUCAAAUUACUUUUGGAUUUAAGAAUGGUCGAGUUCUGAUCUUUGACCUUGACCGAACUAGCUUACAGUCAACGUUGCGGAUUUCUCUAUAG
Messenger RNA from Penicillium cataractarum, 3123 nucleotides. Its product is annotated as G-protein beta WD- 40 repeats containing protein. The record is from RefSeq and is a predicted model, not a curated record. NCBI's taxonomy places the organism in Eukaryota, Fungi, Ascomycota, Eurotiomycetes, Eurotiales, Aspergillaceae. Gene Ontology annotation, molecular function: protein binding. The transcript is spliced from 2 exons. The coding region runs from base 1 to 3123 and encodes 1040 amino acids.